UUAUUCCCUGUAGGCAGAUUCAGCUUCAAGCGGAUGAAAAUGCCUAGUUUGCAAGCUGUCAAAAUACUCUCGUCCCCCAUGAACGAGGUGAUUGUUUCCAGGACGCAACCCUUGGACACGAUUUAGGGAAUCAGCCAUAGCUCAAUUUUCACUGGAUAGCUCAAUUUUCACUGGAUCAUGGACCUCUGGGAAGACAGGGAUGACUACCAUCUUUUACUGCAAGAAGCUUGCUGAGAAUCUGUAUCAUGCAUCCUCUUACUGAUACACUGGGCCUGAGGACACCCCCUCAUUCUACAGUUCGUGCAGUCUAGACUGGAAAUAGUGCUCUCUGCUAGGCGCUGCGAUUUAGCAAUAGUCUCUGCCCUUCUGAUGUCAGGAAGAAACAGAAAUUGUUAAGUGGUUAAACCAGGCUUGGGACACACAGCAAUCAGGAGGCAGAAGAAUCUCGAGUUCCAGGCCAGUCUGAAUGAACAAAACUGUCUCAACAAAAAGGGCAGCUAGGGAAAUAGCUGUCAGUACAGUCCUUGCUUUGCAAGUGUGGAUUGAAUAUGCACAUUCAGUUCCCAGAACUCAAGGGGGUUGGGAGGUUGGCAAUACCAGUAAUUCCAGCUCUGGGGAAGCAGAGACAGGCAGAUCCUUGGGGAUGGGGCCUGCAGAGUGGUUCAGUAACCAUAAGCACAGGCUCAAGAGUCUGGACUCCCAUACAUUCUCUUCUGCCCACCACAAUAAGCAUGUCAUGAGUGCACAAGCUUAUACAUACAGGUUUGGGGACCAGGUGAAUGUCUUCUGAGAGUGACAUCUGAACAUCUGAGGUUAUCCUCUGGCCUACAAAACACACACACACACACACACACACAAAGUGGUAAGUUGGUAACCUGAGCUGAAGAAAAUGGUGAUUGGUGAAAAUUGCCAAGCACGUGUGGUGUUUUAGCGGAGACCAAAAAACCCAGAAAAUUCCUAUUAUUUAGAGAUCUCGGAGACACUAUUUCUCCAAAGAUGCACAGACAACGGCCUCCCCUUCAUUUAACCUCCUGUAUGCCAGCAGUGCCCAUCUGGGAGUGGCAUGCAGGAGGGCUAGCCACUCCCAGACUUGAAUCCCAAGUGAGAGUCUGAUGAUACUCUCACCGCCUCCUCCUCCUCCUGUAGGGAACAGGUUCAAAGCUUAAUCAGCUGCUCAGAUUAGAUAGGAAUGGCUGUUAUGCUAGGUAAACAGAGUCACCAUGAUUUGCAAGCAGAGGAAAGAGCAGGUGGAGACACAGCAUGAAGCUGACUUCCAGGCUGGUAAGACCAAGAGUCACCGGGUAAAGCUCUUUGUCAGUAGGCCAGGAUACUUGAGUUCAAUCCCCAAGACCGACGUGCUACAACAGGUUCCCAGAAACUUGUCCUCUGACCUGUUUCACAUGCAACUCCCCUCUCCUCAAUGCACACAAUAAUUCUUUUUUUUUUUUUUUGAGACAGUCUCCCCAUGUAACCAAGUGGCCUAGAAUUUAUUACGUAGACCUGGCUAGCUUCAACUCACAGAGAGAUCAUCCUGCCUCUGUCUCCUGAGGGCUGGGAUAAUGAAUGCAAUUUUAAAAUAAAAAUUUAAGAGAGGUUGCUGAAGCAAUGAUCUUUAGAGAAAUCAACCCCAGCACCUUGACCUCAGAUUCCCAGCCACCUAGCCGCCUUCCUGGAGUUAAUCCUUAGGGGACAAAGGGACGGACGGGAUGAUAAGCAGGCUAGGAAUGAAGGGAGUGUCCAGGCUGACUAUACCAGGGGGUGAGCCAGUCACCUCAGUCCAGGAGUCGAAGACCAGUCUGAAUGAUAGAGCCCCUGUCUGAAUAAUAAUGGUGUUGAUCAUAUAAAUAACAGGAAAUUCCAAGAAGUAGUCUGGCAGCAGCACCCUGUGGACUGCAGAGGAUAAGUUUACUGCAAGAGGCUUCAAAACUGGGGACAUUCUCUUGAUUUUCUUGACAGGGUUCUUCUGUGACCCAGGCUGCUCUCUAAAUCCGGGCUCCCAGUAAACAAUCUUUGCAGCUGAGUUUCUGGAGUAGCUUUGAAUACUUAAUGCCAACCACUCCACCUCCCAUCCCAGAUUGUUGUUUUGUUUGACACAGAGAGUUAUGUAACCCAAGCCAUCCUGCACAGUGACAGGAUCACAGGUGAACACCACCAUAUCCAAAACAGCAGGGCAUAGAAAAGCUGGCGACUGACACACUGUAGUGCUCAGAACAGCGGGACAGGACUGGGGAGAAAGGCAGGCGGCAUGAACAGUAAGAGCUGGAACCAGCCAGAGAAUUCUACGUAAAGGUUGACAUGACAGUCCGUCAGGCAGAUAUGGACCUAAGAGAUGAAGGCCUUGGAGAUGGAUGCCUGACCUGGGACUCAGGACUGGGAGUGAACGUGCUAAGACACGAGGAUGGCGAAGUCAGUGUGGGCUGUGAGACCAUCUCAAAGCCACAGGAGAAUUUUAAAAUGGAGUGGAGGAGAAUUAUUAAAAAGACAGGUUGGAGUUCAAGAAGAGCUGAGGCAGGGUACACAUAACCUUAGGGGGUGGAAGAAGCAGGGAGGAAGGUCUGCUGGGGACAGUCCACAGAUAUCCAGCCACUCAGAAUCCCACAUCUCCCAGGCAUGCAGCCAAGUCCCCCAGGGGAGCCAAGAAACAGGUGACACCAAAGCAACCACUGGGCCUCCUGGGGAACAGACCCCUUCUGUCACAGCAGCUGCCACUGCUGUUACUGGUGACAUUUCACUGGAUCCUGACUUCAAAGUCUCUGCAGGGAUUGGGAAGGGGGUUGGAGAAGCCAGGUCAGUAUUGGGGAGAGAGUCAGAGUAGCGUAGGUGAGGCUGCAGCAGGCAGCCAAGCUGUUGAGGAGUCGUCAGGAAUCAGGAGUACCCAGGGUCCUAGCAGGGCCUCAGAAGCUUAGAGUCUCAGGCUUGCACAGCCCUGCGCACUUCUCCCAGAUGUCCAGCAAGGUGGCCAUUGGCAGUGACAUCGGACAGGCCCGCCGGGCAGUGGAGCAACUGCGGAUGGAAGCAGGCAUCAAACGCAUAAAGGUAUCCAAGGCAGCCACAGAUCUGCUGCAGUUCUGCACGGAGCAAGCCAAGAGCGACCCCUUCCUUGUGGGCAUCCCAGCUGCCACCAACCCUUUCAAGGAAAAGAAGCCCUGUGCUAUCCUAUGAACCCAUGAUGCGGCCCCUAUUACCCUGGAUACCGCAGGAAGGUCCUCAAUAAAAAUGACAGCUCCUGU
Messenger RNA from Apodemus sylvaticus (European woodmouse), 3230 nucleotides. RefSeq names its product G protein subunit gamma 14 (gene Gng14). NCBI's taxonomy places the organism in Eukaryota, Metazoa, Chordata, Mammalia, Rodentia, Muridae. The coding region runs from base 2944 to 3162 and encodes 72 amino acids. Gene Ontology annotation, cellular component: heterotrimeric G-protein complex. Gene Ontology annotation, molecular function: G-protein beta-subunit binding. Gene Ontology annotation, biological process: G protein-coupled receptor signaling pathway. The transcript is spliced from 3 exons. The record is from RefSeq and is a predicted model, not a curated record.